AUGAGAAGAAGUCUUUUCAUCUUAUUUGGUUUUGUUGUUAUUAUUUAUGCGAAUGAAAUAACUACAAACACAACAAACACAAAAAGAAAUGAAGGAAUUAGAACAUGCAAGGUUGGGAAUAAAAUUAUGGAUGAAUUAAAUUUAAGAGAAUACAAAUAUCGAGAACUUAUUAAUUCAACAAGAAAUAAAAUGCCCAGUUAUCAUAUUGAACAUUUACUAAGAGAAAUAAGAAGAAAGAAAACAGCAAUUGUUUUAUAUUGCAGAAUAGAAGAAGAAAUUAAAGGGUUAAAAGAAAGAAGUGAGAAAAUGAGAAGUGAAGUUUCAAGAUAUCAAAAAUGUAGUAAUAGAGAAGAACAAGAAAGAAUAAAUAAUAUGAAAGAUAGAAUAUUUAGAGAUACAAGGGAAAUUGAAAUACUUUAUGAGAAAAGUAAAGAAAUAAUUAAUAAUAUUAAAGAACCAUCAUUUGUAGAAAGUAUUAUUGAAAGAAGUGAAAAAAGAAUUAAAGAAAUAGAAGAAGAAAGAGAAAAAAACGAAAAAGAAAUAAUAAUGAUUGAAAGUGAUAUUAACAAUCUUGAAAAUGAAAAGAAGAAAAUAAAUAAUAAAAUAAGUAAAAGUGAAGUAGAAGCAGUUAAAGAAUAUUAUCAAGAAGAAAGAAAUGAUAUUAAUAAAGAAAUUGAAAAGAAAAAAAUAAGAAUAAAAGAAAAAAAAAAUAAUAUAAAAGAAGGAAUUAAAACAGAAAAAGAAAUUAAAAGAGAAAGUAAAAAGAAAAUAGAAAAACAAGAAGAAGAAGAAAUUAAAAAUAUAAUGGAAAAGAUUCAUAAUAUUAAGAAAGAACUUAAGAAAGAAAUUAAAAUAAAUAAAGAAAGAACAAAAAAAGAAUAUGAAAUAAUAAAAAGAAAAGGAAAAGAAUUAGAAACAGGACAAAUAAUUGAAGAAAAUCGAGUAAGAGAAAUGAGAAUUAAACAAAUUAAAAGAGAUAUUAUUGAUUUAGAAAGAAGAAGUGAAUAUAUGAAAAAAGAAAGAGAAAUAAUUAGAAAAAAAAGAAUGGAAGAAGCAAUUUCAGAAGUUAAAAAAGAAGAAAGAAAAAGAAAGAAAAACACAAAAGAAAUUAUUGAAGCAAAAGAAGAAUUAAGUAUAAAACAAAAAGAAAGAAUUAAAGAAAUGGAAUUUGAAUAUUUAAAUAUAGAAAAAAGAAUUAAUAUUUUAAAUAGAAGAAAAGAAAUAAUUAAAAGAAGAAAUAAAAAUAUUAAAAGAAAGAAAUGUAAAGGAAUUAAAAAAGAUAAAAUUAAAGAAAUAGAAAAGAAUGAAGAAAGAAUUAAAAAAAUAGAAGAAAAAAUUCAAAAAGAACAAGAAAGAAAUGAAGAAAGAAGAAAAGAAAUUGAAGAAAUGAAAUAUAAAAGAAAAGAAAAUAUUGAAUGGAUUAAAAAAGAACUUCAAAGAAAAAUUAAAAUAAUAAAAGAUAAAAAGAAAAGAAUUCAAAUAUUAGUUAAUAAAAUUAUUAAAAAAACAAAUAGUGGUACUAAAGAAGAAAUUAUAACUGCUACAAAUAAAAUGAAAGAUAUUAAUAAAAGUUUAAAACCAUUAAAUAUUAUUGAAAAAAGUAUUAAACAAAAACUUGAAAGAUAUAAUGAAGAAAUUAUUAAUAAAAGAAUUGAAGAAUUUGAAAAAAUAAUGAUUCAUGAAGCACAACUUAUUAUUCAUAAAAAAGAUUUAAUUAAUAAUAAUUUAAUUAAAUAUAAACGAAAUGCACAAAAUCUUAGUAAAAGAAUAUCUAAAUGUAAAGGAAAAUUAAGUCCUAAAUUUUAUAUGAGAAGAAAUAAAAUUUAUAAUAUGAUUAAGAAAGAAGAAGAAAAACUAAAAUUAAUUGGUGAAGAAGCUAUUAAAAAAGCAAGAAACAUUGAAUUCUAUUUACUUGAAAUGAAUCGUCUUUUCAAAAGAAAAUCAAAAGCUGAUCAUUUGAAAAUUAAAAAUCUUCUUAAGAUGAGAGAUACAAUUGUCUGUCAAAUAUCUCGUAAAUUCUAUGACAACAACAUUAAAUCCCUUACUAAUCAAAUUAAACUUAGACUUCAUAGAAAUAAACACAUUAAUACUAUUCUAAAUAAUCUCAUUAAUGAAUUAAGAAAUCCUAAUGGUAAAUAUUUAUUCUCUAUUCUCAAUAACACAAAUUCUCUUAAUCAAAUUUGUUCCAUUUGUGAAAAUAUCGGAAAUUAUGUCAUUGACAAAAUCGCUAAAGGUACUCCUCAUCUUCUUCUUACUAAAAAUGUCCUCAACUAUUGUCAAUCCUCUCCUAAUGAAAGACUUUGUUUAGAAAGUUUCAUGAAAAUCCAACUCAUCGAUUUAUCUCAUGAUUUACCUGCUUCUGGAAAUCAACUUUGUACUUCAUUAGGUUUCUGUUCUAAAAGCUGGUAA
Messenger RNA from Entamoeba dispar SAW760, 2409 nucleotides. RefSeq names its product myosin heavy chain, clone, putative. Lineage: Eukaryota; Evosea; Mastigamoebida; Endamoebidae. The coding region runs from base 1 to 2409 and encodes 802 amino acids. The transcript has a single exon. The record is from RefSeq and is a predicted model, not a curated record.